Monomorium pharaonis (pharaoh ant) is the source of this 924-nucleotide messenger RNA. RefSeq names its product 40S ribosomal protein S3a (gene RpS3A). The record is from RefSeq and is a predicted model, not a curated record. Gene Ontology annotation, cellular component: cytosol; ribosome. Gene Ontology annotation, molecular function: structural constituent of ribosome. The transcript has 5 exons. The coding region runs from base 64 to 867 and encodes 267 amino acids. NCBI's taxonomy places the organism in Eukaryota, Metazoa, Arthropoda, Insecta, Hymenoptera, Formicidae. Gene Ontology annotation, biological process: translation.
UAGGGACGGCAGGUUCACGUUUCCGCUUGGCAUAUUGUCUCUUUUCUGCUGUAAGACGAAGUCAUGGCGGUCGGCAAGAAUAAGGGGCUCUCGAAAGGAGGCAAAAAGGGCGUGAAAAAGAAGAUCGUGGAUCCUUUUACUCGUAAGGACUGGUAUGAUGUUAAAGCACCAUCUAUGUUUGCCAACCGACAGGUUGGAAAAACCUUGGUCAACAGAACUCAAGGAACAAAGAUUGCUUCCGAGGGAUUAAAGUUCAGAGUGUUUGAAGUAUCUCUGGCUGAUUUGCAAAGUGAUCAAGAUGCAGAGAGAUCUUUCCGAAAAUUUAGGCUGAUUGCCGAAGAUGUCCAAGGCCGUAAUGUAUUAACCAAUUUCCAUGGUAUGGAUCUGACAACGGACAAGCUUCGAUCAAUGGUGAAAAAGUGGCAAACAUUGAUUGAGGCCAAUGUGGACGUGAAGACUACAGACGGUUAUCUACUUCGAGUCUUCUGUAUUGGUUUUACAAAUAAAGAUCAGCUGAGCACGAGGAAGACGUGCUAUGCUCAGCAUGCGCAGGUUAAAAAAAUCAGACAGAAGAUGGUUGAAACCAUCACAGAAGACGUUACUAAAACCGAUCUAAAAGGCGUGGUUAGUAAACUGCUUCCAGAUGCUACUGCUAAGGAUAUCGAGAAGGCAUCACAGGGUAUUUAUCCUCUGCAUGACGUUUACAUUCGUAAGGUAAAGGUAUUAAAGAAGCCGCGCUUUGAACUCAGCAAACUGUUAGAGUUGCAUGGAGACGGAGGUGGCAAUAAGAGCGAGGAGGUCGGCGACAGUGGUUCCAAGGUAGACAGACCGGAGGGUUACGAACCACCAGUACAGGAGUCUGUUUAAAGAUGAGUGCUUUAAAAACUUUCAUAAAAAAUAAAAACCAGAUGAUUGUGUAAAUAA